Molecule: messenger RNA, 435 nt
Organism: Phycomyces blakesleeanus NRRL 1555(-)
Lineage: Eukaryota; Fungi; Mucoromycota; Mucoromycetes; Mucorales; Phycomycetaceae
Exons: 1
Coding region: 1-435 (144 amino acids)
Source: RefSeq, a predicted model, not a curated record
AUGUCACAGGAUUCUCAAUCAACCCAAUUGGUUCUCCAAUACCUCUCCCAAGGAUAUGUAUAUGUCUAUGACAAUCUUAAAGGAUCAAUCACUAUACUACCAGAGCCAGAACGCGUGUUCUACUACCUGUCAAUGAUCACAAACGCUUUCAUUACCCAUUCUCCUGCUGCAUUACGUCAAUUCAACGCAUUAUUUCAGACCUUGCCUGAACAACUCAACCCUCUCACGAUAUUCCUCGGAUUGAUUCUUCUCUACAUAAUCUAUUGUGUAUUCAUGACCACUGCACGAUGGGCGUACGGAAUCGUAUCGGGUGUAGUGAAGAUGAGCCUAGUGAUGGCCAUUGUAGGAGUAUUGGGAUAUCUAGCACAGGUCUACACAACAGAUGGCAUGGAAGGUGUAGUGAAUGCUCUUCAAGAAUUCACGAAACGAACAUGA